UCCAGUAGGAGUAGGCGCAUACUCGUGCACGCUCGGCUAAAGGCGUCUUGAUCAGUGGCGGCGGCAGGCAGUCAGUCACUUGUCACUAACCCGCUUGCUGGCCCCCUCCCUCGGCUAAAAUGUCAAAGUUAGACCAGGUCCUUGUCCUCGAUCCUCCCUCCGACCUCAGAUUCAAAGGUCCCUUCACCGAUGUCGUCACCACCAACCUCAAACUGAAGAACCCCUCGGAAAAAAGGGUAUGUUUCAAAGUGAAGACCACGGCGCCCCGGAGGUACUGCGUACGGCCCAACAGCGGCAUCGUGGAGGCGGGAGCUGCCAUCAACAUCUCUGUGAUGCUGCAGCCCUUUGACUAUGACCCCAACGAGAAAAGUAAACACAAAUUCAUGGUGCAGACCAUUUUCGCCCCAUCCAACAUGUCUGACAUGGACUCAUUGUGGAAAGAUGCCAACCCCGAUGACCUCAUGGAUUCUAAGCUGAGAUGCGUCUUUGAGCUGCCUUCUGAAAACGAUAAAAUGAACGACGUGGAGGCGAGCAAAGCCUCUCUUAUGAGCAGCGCUGCCAGGCCCGAGCCGUCCGUAGCCGCCGCGCCCGCCCCCACAGCUGCGACCGCCUCCUCCACGGAUGACAUGGAGAUGAAGAAGGUGAUGGACAAGUGCAAGCGGCUGCAGGCGGAGAUGAGCAAGUUGGCGGAGGAGAACCGGCAACUGAAGGAAGACGGCACCCGGAUGAGAAAGAUGGCGCGCUCGGAUCACAUGACGGCCAGCUCGGCCGGCCCCGCCACCCUGCCCUCGCUUCUGGUGGUCAUAGCGGCCAUCUUCAUGGGAUUCUUCCUGGGGAAGUUCAUCCUGUAGACUGGCGGCCGCUGCGUCUUCAACGGAAGCCUGGAAAGCAGCGAGAAGUCUUUGCGUUGACGUUUGCCAUAUCACCGCUAGUGUGGCCUGCAGCGAACACACGUGCACCGCAUCAAUGGGAAGGCGUGGCCUUUUUAUUCACGGUUAGUGCACAGGAAAGGAAGAUGACUAAAGCCAUUGCUCCCUUUUUUUGUCCACGGCUGGGCUCUACAGGUUAUGUAACCGGUUAUGUAACGGGACAUCAGUGUUGUAAACGGUCAUGGACGUCGGACGUAACAAGCAUCGGAUACGCUGGCCUUGUUUGUAUAGGAACGUCUUGGCCAUUCUUUUAAACGACAACCUCCAUCGUCACCUUCACUGGAUCGCUUCUUCGUACCCGUUUGUCAUUUUUACUUCUACUCUCAGAAUGUUCACGUCCAGUUGGGGAUAAAGGUGCCUCCUCCUCCUCCCCCCCCCUUCUACUUUACCCACCAAUGCAGACUUUAUAUUAUUCCUUCUAUACAAAUCUUCUAUUCCCUCAGAUAUUGACUGAAAUGGGCCACCAUUCUUCAUUCUGUCCCAUGAUAUUAAGCAAUGAAAAAUAAAAUGGAAAAAAAAACUUUCCAUAGAUUUGUGGUCCUGAUUCUUAAAGUCAAGAUGCCCAUCAUUCAUAAUCCUUACGUGACGUGAGCAUGUCCCUCUUUGCGUCCUGAACGUCCAACAGCUCAUCACGGCCCGUGUAGAACCCGCUAUACUCUACUAUACUCUACUAUACUCUACUCUACUCUACUAUA
This is a messenger RNA of Doryrhamphus excisus (bluestripe pipefish), 1624 nucleotides long. RefSeq names its product vesicle-associated membrane protein-associated protein A. Gene Ontology annotation, molecular function: FFAT motif binding. Gene Ontology annotation, cellular component: plasma membrane; endoplasmic reticulum membrane. The record is from RefSeq and is a predicted model, not a curated record. Gene Ontology annotation, biological process: neuron projection development. Lineage: Eukaryota; Metazoa; Chordata; Actinopteri; Syngnathiformes; Syngnathidae.